Molecule: messenger RNA, 1085 nt
Organism: Euleptes europaea (tarantolino)
Lineage: Eukaryota; Metazoa; Chordata; Lepidosauria; Squamata; Sphaerodactylidae
Gene: FNTA
Product: farnesyltransferase, CAAX box, alpha
Exons: 9
Coding region: 1-1083 (360 amino acids)
Biological process (GO): protein geranylgeranylation; protein farnesylation
Cellular component (GO): CAAX-protein geranylgeranyltransferase complex; cytoplasm; protein farnesyltransferase complex
Molecular function (GO): protein farnesyltransferase activity; CAAX-protein geranylgeranyltransferase activity
Source: RefSeq, a predicted model, not a curated record
AUGAUGGCGGACCCAGAAGGGAGAGCGGAUCCGGAGCACGGCGCUCCUCGUCUGGAGACGGAAGCGGAGGCCGCCGGAGACAGCGAGCUGGAGUUCGGCAUCCCCCUGGACGCCAGCGGCUACCUGCUGUACAGGGACAGGAAGGAAUGGGCUGAUAUUGAGCCGGUGCCUCAAGAUGAUGGGCCAAACCCAGUGGUUCAGAUUAUAUACAGUGAGAAAUUUAAAGAUGUAUACGACUACUUCCGUGCCGUUCUGCAGCGCGACGAAAGGAGCGAAAGAGCGUUCCAGCUGACAGGGGAUGCCAUUGAGCUCAAUGCUGCCAAUUAUACUGUAUGGCAUUUCCGUAGGAUUCUUCUGCAGUCCUUAAAGAAAGACCUGCAUGAGGAACUCAAUUACAUCACAGCUAUCAUUGAAGAUCAGCCAAAGAACUAUCAAGUCUGGCACCACAGACGAGUAUUGGUGGAGUGGCUGAAGGAUCCAUCCCGGGAGCUUGACUUCAUAGCGGACAUUCUGAACCAGGAUGCCAAGAACUACCACGCUUGGCAACACAGGCAGUGGGUCAUACAGGAAUUUAAACUGUGGGAUGAUGAGCUGGAGUACGUCGAACAGCUUCUGAAAGAAGAUGUCCGGAACAACUCGGUCUGGAACCAAAGAUACUUCAUCAUUUCAAACACGACUGGAUACGAUGACCCUGCUGUUCUAGAGAGAGAAGUCCAGUAUACCCUAGAAAUGAUCAAGAUGGUGCCUCACAACGAGAGUGCCUGGAACUAUUUGAAAGGGAUUCUGCAGGAUCGCGGUUUAUCAAAAUACCCCGGUCUCUUGGAACAGCUGUUGAACUUGCAGCCAAGCCACAGUUCUCCCUACCUGAUUGGCUUCUUGGUGGACAUAUAUGAAGACAUGCUAGACCACCAGUGUGAAAACAAGGAAGAAACACUCAACAAAGCAUUAGAGUUGUGUGAAAUCCUGGCUAAAGAAAAAGACAUUAUACGGAAGGAAUACUGGAAAUACAUAGGAAGAUCGCUGAAGAGUAAACACACUCCGAAUGUGGAGCAGAAUGUGCCAACUGAAACCGAUCAGCAGUAACU